ACACCAGUAGCUACACAUUAAUUCUAUCAAAUUAUAAUACAAAUAUAUAUGUACUUAUAUAUUUGUUAUAACAUUUUAAAAUAAUUUAACAAAAUGUUACUUUGUAAUUAAGUUUUUUUUUAAAUUUCCCGCUGAGAAAAUUAAAAAUUUUUUUUAUCAAAAAAAUAAGAGUUGCGUUAGAGCACAGAGAUCUAGCAGCAGAAGCUAAACCAGAAGCAUCAAGUUGACUAGUUUAUUGAGCUAACGUUAUUUCCGGAAUUUAUAGCGAUUAUUGUAAUUGAUAUUGAUAAUGACAGCUAAGGAAGUAGUCAUUGUGUCUGCUGCUAGAACACCAAUUGGAUCAUUUUGUGGCAGCUUAUCAUCGCUUAAAGCAUCUGAUUUGGGAAGUGUUGUGAUAAAAGAAAGUUUAUCAAGGGCUAAUUUAAAGCCUUGCGAUGUUUCGGAAGUUAUUUUUGGUCAAGCAUUGCCAGCGGGACAAGGUCAGAACCCUGCGCGUCAAGCGGCUAUGAAAGCUGGUAUUCCAAUAGCUGUACCAGCAUAUUUAAUAAAUAUGCUUUGUGGCUCUGGUCUCAAAUCAGUAGCGAAUGGAUACUUGGCUAUUAAAGCUGGUGAGUGUCAAGUUGUUGUUGCCGGAGGACAAGAAAGCAUGAGCCAGGCACCUCAUGUUAUUCAUUUGAGAAACGGUAUUAAAUUGGGUGACGCUACAAUGAUUGAUACUAUGACAUUUGACGGCUUAACGGAUGCAUUCACUGGAAUACAUAUGGGAGUUACAGCUGAAAAUAUUGCUAAAAGAUUUACUAUAAGUCGUGAAGAGCAGGAUAAUUAUGCGGCAAAGUCGCAACAAAGAGCAGAAGCUGCAAUAGCAGCUGGGUAUUUUAAGAAAGAAAUUGUUGCUGUUGAAAUUACGGAUAGAAAAAAAUCUAUUGUUAUUUCGGAAGAUGAGUAUCCGAAAGCUGGAACGACUGUUGAUGCUCUUGGAAAAUUACGCCCAGUAUUUGAUAAAUCAGAGGGAACAGUAACUGCUGGUAAUGCGUCAGGAAUAAAUGACGGUGCUGCAGCAGUAGUGCUUAUGUCAGCAGAAGCUGCUAAAGCAAAGGGAAUUCCAUCGUUAGCACGAAUCGUCGCUAUCGCUCAGGCAGGCAUUGAACCAGAUGUCAUGGGACUUGGUCCUAUACCAGCUGUUGAACUGGUCUUGAAAAAAGCCAACUGGAAAAAAGAUCAAGUUGAUUUGUAUGAAUUAAAUGAAGCGUUUGCUGUUCAAUCGAUUGCUUGUUUAAACGAGUUAGGACUAGAUCCUGAAAAAGUUAAUAUUAAUGGCGGCGCUAUUGCUCUAGGACAUCCUCUUGGUGCUUCUGGAACAAGGAUUUUGGUAACGCUCUUAUAUUUACUAGAAAGAACUGGAGGUAAAAAAGGUGUCGCUUCAUUGUGCAUAGGAGGUGGAAUGGGUAUUGCAAUAGCUCUCGAAAGAGACUAAUAAGUAUUUAAUAUUUAAAUAAUUGUAUUAAAGAAAAAACAAAAAGUUUUUUAACUUUGCUAAGCCUUAAUUGUAUUACAUUUUAUCAGCAUUGAAUGCUGGCUGUUGAUUUUCGUUACGCUCCGAGUAUUUUAUCUUUUAUAUUAUAAUAUAUAUACAUCAUUGGAGGCCUUAAUGUAAUUAAACUCACUAGUUAAUUAGCACUACGUGUAUUCAAAAGAAAAUGUUUAACUAAAAUUUCAAUGAAAUAUUUAUAACAGUACAGUAUUUUAUAUAAAAAUUACUACCGUUGUGUAUUUUUAUACAAAAAAAGUUAAUAAAUAUAAAAAUAUUAAAUCGUUAAGAUAUUAA
Messenger RNA from Microplitis demolitor, 1825 nucleotides. RefSeq names its product acetyl-CoA acetyltransferase, cytosolic (gene Acat2). The record is from RefSeq and is a predicted model, not a curated record. Gene Ontology annotation, biological process: fatty acid beta-oxidation. The transcript has 10 exons. Lineage: Eukaryota; Metazoa; Arthropoda; Insecta; Hymenoptera; Braconidae. Gene Ontology annotation, molecular function: acetyl-CoA C-acetyltransferase activity. The coding region runs from base 290 to 1474 and encodes 394 amino acids.